Rangifer tarandus platyrhynchus (Svalbard reindeer) is the source of this 1032-nucleotide messenger RNA. The record is from the annotation of a GenBank genome assembly. NCBI's taxonomy places the organism in Eukaryota, Metazoa, Chordata, Mammalia, Artiodactyla, Cervidae.
AUGGCCGCGGAAGAAGAGGACGAGGUGGAAUGGGUGGUGGAGAGCAUCGCGGGGUUCCUGCGGGGCCCGGACUGGUCCAUCCCCAUCUUGGACUUCGUGGAGCAGAAAUGUGAAGUUUUUGAUGAUGAAGAAGAAAGCAAAUUGACUUAUACAGAGAUUCAUCAGGAAUACAAAGAACUAGUUGAAAAGCUGUUAGAAACGUACCUUAAAGAAAUUGGAAUUAAUGAAGAUCAAUUUCAAGAAGCAUGUACUUCUCCUCUUGCAAAGACCCGUACAUCACAGGCCAUUUUGCAACCUGUAUUGGCAGCAGAAGAUUUUACUAUCUUUAAAGCCAUGAUGGUCCAGAAAAAUACUGAAAUGCAGCUGCAAGCCAUUCGAAUAAUUCAAGAGAGAAAUGGUGUACUACCUGACUGCUUAACAGAUGGUUCUGAUGUGGUCAGUGACCUUGAACAGGAAGAGAUGAAAAUCCUGAAAGAAGUUCUUAGAAAAUCAAAAGAGGAGUAUGACCAGGAGGAAGAAAGGAAGAGAAAAAAGCAGUUAUCAGAGACUAAAACAGAAGAGCCUUCGAUGCAGGCCAAUGAAGCGGCAAAAAUGAAUAAUUCCCAAGGGGAUGGUGAACAUUUUGCACACUCAACCUCAGAAGUUAAAGUGCAUUUUGCUAAUCAAUCAGUCCAGCCUUCGACAAGAAAGCUGGAAAUGUUGCCUGAAACUUCCUCCCUCCCACAAAAAGGCCUGAAGAUUCCUGGCUUCGAACAUGCAAGCAUGGAGGGACCAAUAGCAAAUUUAUCAACACUUGGAACAGAAGAGCUCCGCCAGCGAGAACACUAUCUAAAACAGAAGAGAGAUAAGUUGAUGGCCAUGAGGAGGGACAUGAAGACGAAGCAGAAUCAAACUUCGGAGCAGAAGGGAAAACCUGCUAGGGAGGUGGAGGAAAUGACAGAGAAACCAGAAAUGACAGCAGAGGAGAAGCAAACAUUACUAAAGAGGAGAUUGCUUGCAGAGAAACUUAAAGAAGAAGUUAUUAAUAAGUAA